CGUUACAAUCACAAUAUAGCCUAUAUUUCAAUGCAGCACCAGGAUCCAUCAAGUGCGGCUGCGGCUUUGACCGCGCCGGGCGUGCGCGCGGCGGCUACGGGCGCCGGUAGCGGUGAACCGUCAGGCGCCUCUCCUCUUGCAGGUCCUGGUCAGAUGAUGAGCCUCGCGGCGCGGGCGAGCCAGGCAAACAUGCAGCCGCGCCAGCAGCAGCCGAGCGCAGUUCAGCUCCCGACAAAGCGCGCCCUCGGCCUGAGUCCGUCUCUCGCGCCGCCCGCUAAGAGGCAGUGUGCAAAGCAGUCGCCUGCAAUGGUGCUGAGCGGCGGGUGGACGCGUGUUGGCGCCUCGGCAGCUGCAGCGGUGCCAGCAGGAGCGUUCGCGGCGCCUGCCACCGUGCAGGCCGCCACUGCCGGUGCACGCGUGAGUGGCCAAACCACAGCAGCCACACCAGCCACUGUACAGCCCAAGACGCCGCAGGCAGGCGCGCGGCGGCGGCUGAUGCCUGCCACCCGCAAUGCGCUGCUGCAACACCAGCAGCAGCAGCAGCAGCAGCAGCAGCAGCAAGCGGAGAGAUCGGACGCCGCUGCCCCUGGCCGCAGCGCAAGCGUGGGGACGGCAGCAGCAGCCGCAGCAAUAGAGGCGGCUGCAGGCGCGGGACCAGGGCUCGGGGCACGGGUUGCUGAGCCGGCGGUGAAAGUUGAGCCUGCCGACUCUGCUGGGGAGGGGGGAAAGGCGCAUCUCUGCCGCGACGGUGCGGACAGCGAGCCGGUUGGGGGCAGCAGGGCUGGCUCCUUUUGCCACUGCGAGAAGCUGUGCGCGCACUACGGAUUGGCCGGCAGUGUGACCUGCAAGCGGGCCCAGAAGCAGACCCGGCCACACGGCUUCUACGUGUCCCGGCGGCGGCUGGAGCGGAUGUUCGGAAGCCAAUGUCCGCCGCCGCCCGCUGCCGCCUGCUACGUCAGCAACAGUUGCUGGGGCCAGCUGGUGAAGGUGAUUGAAGGGCACCGAGCUAGCCCGGCGGAAGCGCCGCCGCCGCUGCUCAAGGAGGAUGCGCCGGGCCUACCCCGCCAGGUACGGCUGCGCUCAGCCCUAAAGCUCCAGCAUGCGGCGGGGCAACAGUACGAAGCGGGCGGGCGCACCUCAAUGGCAGUGCCGCCGCCGCCACCAGCAGCGGUGGCGGCAGCACAGCCCGCGGCGGCACCGAGGACAGUUGCAGCAACGGCGACAGAGGCUGGAGCAGGAGGGGCCGCAGCUUUCGGCGAGCCAGGCGUCGUGCACCACACUGAAGUGGCACCGCAGCCACGGCCAGCUGGGGCUGUGGCAGCGGCUGUGCAGCCCGCUGUGCAGUCAGAGACCACGACGGCGGCAGAGGCCACAGAGACGGGGCUGCUGCGGCCAGAGCCAGACCCGGCUGGGGCAGCUACAGGGGCAGCUGCGGGCAUUCAGCAGCAGGCGAAGGAAGCAGCGACUCGCAUGGCCUCUAUCGGAGAGUCGUCGUGUUCAGAUGAGGACGCGGGAGUGCAGCAGGAGGGGCGGCAGGACCAUGGAGUGGGCGACAGCGCUGGAGGACAGAGCGACCCAGAUGGCGGCAGGGACCAGCGCCCCGACGGCCGCGUCUGCAACUGCCGGGCAUUGUGCCUGCACUACGGGCACAGCGAUACCGUAAGAUGUGCGGUACCGCUGGUUGCCAGGCGGUCGGGUGGCAGGCUGUACGGCAUGCGCUUGUCCGCGCAGCGGCUGGAGCAGCUGUUUGGUUGCAACCACCCGCCGCCGCCGGCGGACAGCUGCUUUGUUAGCGAGCGGUGUUGGGCGAAGUUGGCUCGCGUGUUCAGCAGCGGCAAGGUCCUGUCCAGCAGCAUGCCCACGCCGCCGCUUCUUGGGUGGCAGCCGGUGCAGCUGGGGGCUUCCUAUGGCCCCGCGCUGACGGUGCUGCACGUGGUCAAGCACGGGGAAAUGGCAGUGCCACCCGUGGGUGCGGCGGCGGAGGCCACUGGCACGGUGGGGGAUGGGGCGGCAGCGGUGGAGGCGAGGGAAGACAGCGGCGGCACCGGCACCGGCGCGGAGCCUGCGAUUGCGUCAGGGAGUGGGGCUGGCGGUGGCGGCGGGCCCAACAGCAGCGGAACGUCGGUGGCGGCACCUGCCGUCGCAGUGUGCAGGUCACUGUGGAGCAAAUGGGGGCUGCGAAAGGUGGCUGCCGGUGACGCCGUUAUCCUGACUGCGAAUACCGCCUCGUGCGAGUAUUCUGCGUGCAUCCAGCCGCGGCAGAGGCCAUCAUCGGCGUGCCGUGUGUCCGCCUGCGCCGGUGGCCGCAAGAGCUGCUGUGUGUUUGCACUGGCGCGGGUGAGGCGAGUGCUAGAGCGCGCGACAGUCACCAGCCAUGCAACCGGCGCCACCGACAGAGCAGCUGCAGCCGGGGACCCGCUCACCACAGCCGCGGCCCUCACCAGCAGCGAUGAUCAAGACCAGUUGUGGGUGGAGCUGGAUCCCGCCAGCUGGGUUUGGCUGGACAACGUGCCCUGGGAGCAGAUCAAGCUGGACUCGGGUAUGGCAGGGACAUGCAGGAGUAUGCGCCGACUAACUAAGACGCCGGCGCUGCAGCACUACGCGGACGCGGUGGAGGGCCUGCUGCAGAGCGCAGCGGCCCGCGGCGGAGCCGGCGCCACCACAUCAGCAGCCGUCAAUAGCGGUGCGGCCGGCGAGGGAAUGCAGCUACUGCCAACGCUGCCGCCCCACCCAUGCGGCCACUUCCUCAGGUCCCGUAUCAAGGGCCUCCUUCACAGCACUGCUGCUGCCGCUGCUGUAGCCGCUGCUGGUGAAGAGGGCGGUGCGCCUGCAGCGGCAGCCUCCAUUGGCGGCGUAGACGGCGGCGAUGGUCGCCCUGGGCUCAGCCGCUGUGCGACGGCAGCAGCCACACCUGCCGGUGUGGCGCCAGCGACAGCAGGCCACAGCAAUGAGCCUGCGGCGGCAGCUGCCCGUCCGGACUCAGCUACAGCGGUGGUGGAGGGCCAGCAGCACGGCGGUGGCAGCGAUGGGGGCCGGGUGAUGUCAAUAGGCUGGGCGGAAGCCAUGCGCUAUGAGCAGGAGGCGGAGCGCCGCGCAGGAGCACUCGCGGCUGCUCUAGCCACGGCAGAGCACCAGCAGCGGGGCACGCCCCUGCGCCAACAGUCCCAGCAGGCGCCUACUGGCGCAGCGGGUGUGGCCGUGGCUGGGGAUGCUGCGUGGCAAGCAGUGCUGCGACUGCCUCCGCUGGUGGCUGCAGGUGCUGCCAGCGCUGAGCCUGCUGCUGGGGCCGGCGCUGUGGCAGCCGCAGCAGAUGGACCGGCCCCGGCUGUGGCUUCGAAGUCGAGCUCAGCCUCAGAUGGAGAUGAGGAGAAGCUGGUGGAGGAUCCCGACGACGGGAGCGGCAGUGGGCUGGAGAGCGACCCAGAUGACCACAUCGCUGAUGCCCGCAGCGCCCCGUGUGGUGCCAGGCGCGCCUGCAACUGCCAAGCGCUGUGUCAGCACUACGGCUGCACGGACAAGCUGAGCUGCAGCAAGCCGUGGGGGGUGGAGCCAGGGAAGCUCAGCAGAGGGUUCAGUGUGUCAUCGGAUCAGCUGGAGCGGUUGUUCGGCGGAGAGUUCCCGUCGCCGCCGGAGAGCAGCCGCUUCGUCAGCGUCCCGUGCUGGCAGAAGAUGCUGCGCGCCUUUGGGGGGCUUGCUGCUAGCAAGAAAGGGGCAGGGAACACACGAGCUGGGAGGCCCCGGCAAGUGAGGCCGGCAAGCGGGUCAGUGGUCGUACCCCCCAUGGGGCUCCAGCUGCAGCCUGCGCAGCUGAGAGCUUCCGAUGGCCCAGCGCUGACGGUGCUGCACGUGACCAACUACGCGCACAUGGCGGUGCCGACCGCCGGAGCGGUAUCUGGGGCGGCGGCGAUGGAUGGGGAGGGCAACGGCGUCGCCGGCCGCGGCGCCGAGUCCGGGGCUGCAUCACACAGUAGUGGAGAUGGCGGAGGCAGCGCCGUGGCAGCACCUGCCGUCGCGAUUCGCAUGCAACAAUGGCACAGAUCGCGCCUGGAUAAGCUGGCCGCGGGCGAUGCCGCCAUCCUGACCAUCAACACCUCGUUAUCCAAGUAUGCCCAGUACAUCCGGCCGCACCAAAGGCUUGCGGGGCUAGAGGGCAGCAGGACGUACUCGUGCUGCGCCUUUGCCCUCGCAAGGGUUCGGCGUGUGCUGCAGCCGGCAGUGACCUUGACCCCGGGUCAAGACGGCGCAGUCAACAACGGCGGCGAGCCUGACGCGGCCGGCACUGCCGCUGACACGGGCGCUGCCGGCGGCCCCAGUCGCACCAGCACCCAGCAAACUACGGGAGCCGGCGGCAGCCGCAGCACUGCCCUGAAUGAGAUGUGGGUGGAGCUGGACCCGAGCAGCUGGGUGUGGCUGAGCAAUGUGCCCUGGGUGCAAAUCGCACUGGACCUGGGUACGCAUGCGGCUUGUCAGAGCACACGCCGUGUCGACAAGACGCCGGCGCUGCAGCACUACGCGGACGCGGUGGAGGGCCUGCUGCAGAGCGCAGCGGCCCGCGGCGGAGCCGGCGCCAGCACAUCAGCAGUCGCCAAUGGAGGCGCGGCCGGCGAGGGAAUGCAGCUACUGCCAACGCUGCUGCCCUAUCCAGGUGGCGGCUUUCUCCAGUACCACAGUGCUGUACCCCAGGCGAACCUCCAGGAACCUCCUGCUGCCACCACCGCUGGGGCCGACAGUGCCGCUAUGGGUAGGUGCAGCCUCGCCAUAGCAGGCAGGCGCGACAGCACCUCCAGCGACCACUGUGCACUGAUGGCAACAGCCUCAGCAGCAGCUGUUGGGUUGGCGGUUGGGACAAGUGAUGGCGGAGAUGCAGGAGCGCUGCCUCUGGGGACGGGCGCUCACAUGCAUGCAGCCACGGCGGCAGGGCCCGAGGCGCAGGAAGGCCUGGACAUCGGUGCGGGCGGCGGGCGCCAGCAGCCGGCAGCGGCGGCUGAACCGGCAGGUGUCCAUGAUGCAGCUGCGGCCAGGCCUGACGGCACGGCAGGAGCCGUCGCCUCGCCGCCAGUCCCGUGUCUUGCCGGCCCCGCGGUGGUGCGCUCGCUAGGUACUGGUGGUCCCGCGGUGGCACAGGCACCUGGACCACCCGCAGAUGCCGCUGGGGCGGCGGGCAUCGACCUGCCCAUGAUCGGCUUUGGCAUCACUGCGCCGUACUCGGGCAAUGCCGUGGCUGCCCGCGCCGCGGUCCCCACGCCCGCACAGCAGCAGCAGCAGCAGCAGCAGCAGCAGCAGCCACAGCAUUGCGCGGCUGGGCAUCAGGACGAGGACUGGGUGGACGCGGUGGUUCAGGACCUGGACAGGCGGGUCAGCUGGACCGCCGCCACCAACCAAGCCCUGGUGCAGACGGCGGUGACGGUGCGGUUGCAGGCGGAUGCAGCGGUGGCAGAGGCGGCCCGGCGGCUUGCCGUGGCAGAUGUACAACAUCAGAGGGAGCUGCAGGCUGCACGGGAGCAGGCGGCUCGGGAGCUGGCGACAGCUGCAAAUCAGCGUGACGCCGCGGACACGGCCAAAGCAGCGGCGGAACGACAGCUGGAGGAAGUGAUGCGGGAACGGGACGCAGCGCUGGCGCAGCGGGACGAAACGGUACUGCAGCUGCAGCGCGAGCUCAAGGAGAUGCGGCGUCAAACGCACUCGGCGGUGAUGGCAGCAGCCAAUGCGGCCCACGAGCAGGUGGCGCGCGCGGACCAGGAGAGGCGGGCUGCCCAGGCCCUGAACGAUAAGCUGCGGCUGGCACUGGCGAAGGCGCAGCAGGCGCUGCUGCCGCCGCCGCCCAGCUGGCAGGGGCCACAGUAGCAGCCGGGGCAGUAGAGGCCGAUGUAGUAUAAGUGGAGCGUGCAAGCCGUGGACACGCACUGCCGCUCCUGACAUACCUGCGCAAGCUCUGCGAGGCCGCGCGCAUGCGAGUGGAUACGACUUUUGUGCGUAGUGCCAAUCUUUGGAGUUAGCACCACGGUAGUCAGAGGGGGGAAUGGAGGAACAAGCAGAAAUGGAGGUUGUGCUGGUGACGGCCUUGUAGGGAGUGGGGCAGCAGUGGUGAGCCGUGAGCGUGCAGACGGAAUGCCACGGUGGCGUAGUCAGCAGUUAUCUUUGAAGCAGAGCUGGAGUAGGGGCAUUUGUGGUUUACCAAGAUGCGGGAUAAGCUGCUGAAUGUUGACCUGUCGUAAUGUUGGGCCGCAACAGCUGACAUGUGCGUUGAGCCGCAUCAGUGGGCGUGCGAUGGGACAGUUGUAAGGCAGGUUGGUGAAGUCCCUCAGUGCAAGGGCACAGCGUCACCACUGUGUUUCUGAACUCCAUCCCACAAGUAUGUAUUACGUUUAGGAGGAACGGUACGAUGUCAUAUGCCUUACUUCUGGUUGCAACACUUCUAAAUGCAAAAAGACCCUGAAAGGGUUCAACAGCUCAAGAGAAUCUGGACAGUAUGGCGAUGUCUUAGUCAGCUACCACCCCGUCUACUGCCCUAAUCCUAUAUCCAAACGCAUGCGCUGGCGUCCGCAACAUGCGAAACAUUGUACUUCUAUCAAUGCUCGCUUGUUUCAUCCAUACCGUGUCCUAAAGAUGAAUGAACGAAUUUGGGAGACCGCACGAAAGAAAGACAGUCCUCGACAGCAACGGACUGCACCCUUGUGCAGGGGGAAGGCUUUCCACGCCACGGCUGGUAGCCCUGCGGGUAUCACCUGGACAUGGCACGCUACGUGCCCGCGCACUGUUUUACGGAUCACGCGCUCUUUACCCGCAUCAGUAAAGAUCUCGGUCUGGGUGUGCUGCUUUUCGGUCGGCGGGGCAAGGCACGUGGGGAACUUGGUCGCAAAGGGUCGCAAGACAGGUGCGGAUGUGGGGUCUCGGCUUGGGUCUCGGUGGGAUGUGGGUGGGGUCUCGCGCCGGCUCACACUCUUCACACUCUUGCACAGGCUGUGUUCUAGGGCCCGAUGUAGAGACAUGGCGGCUAGGCCACGGAAAAGAACAUCAGAACUGUCACACGGCAUGUAGGGGCGUCCUAGGGCAUACAUCUCCCACGGCGGGCAUCUCAGGAGGGCUCUGAACAGGCCCGAAUCAGAAGCAGCCAUUCAUAUGACACCAUGCAGCAAGCUUUCGGGUGCAGAUGCUCAGUCCUGGUGAGCACGACUUUGUUAGCCAAUCA
This is a messenger RNA of Chlamydomonas reinhardtii, 7189 nucleotides long. RefSeq lists its product as uncharacterized. Lineage: Eukaryota; Viridiplantae; Chlorophyta; Chlorophyceae; Chlamydomonadales; Chlamydomonadaceae. The transcript has 12 exons. The coding region runs from base 31 to 5844 and encodes 1937 amino acids. The record is from RefSeq and is a predicted model, not a curated record.